AUGUUUAAAUUAAUUCAAACUCUAUGUUUUUUAUUAAAAAAAAAAAAAUAAAAAAGGGGCAAUCCGGGGAUUGAACCCGGGACCUCUCGUACCCAAAACGAGAAUCAUACCACUAGACCAAUUGCCCUUAAGGGCAAUCCGGGGAUUGAACCCGGGACCUCUCGUACCCAAAACGAGAAUCAUACCACUAGACCAAUUGCCCUUAAGUUAUUAUUCUUUAAUAGAUUUGAAAAAAGAAAUAUUUGA
Tetrahymena thermophila SB210 is the source of this 246-nucleotide messenger RNA. RefSeq lists its product as hypothetical. The record is from RefSeq and is a predicted model, not a curated record. The transcript has 2 exons. NCBI's taxonomy places the organism in Eukaryota, Ciliophora, Oligohymenophorea, Hymenostomatida, Tetrahymenidae.